CAAUAAAAUUCCAUCCUCAUAAUCAUCAAACUUCAUGGCGCCUUCAUUAAAGGAACUAAACUCUGUAUCACAUCUAGUUCUGUUCCACCUUGCUCCUCUGUUCCUACUUUCUGGUCAAGUACUUGCUUUUGCUGGGGCUGAGCAUACAAUGGCAGCAAGGAAUAUGGAAGCAGAAGCUCUUCUAACAUGGAAGGCCAGUCUUGACAACAACAGCCAAACUGUCCUGUCUUCGUGGACUGGAGGCAGCCCUUGCAAUUGGUUUGGAAUACAUUGUAAUGAGGCUGGUAGUGUCACCAAGAUAUCUCUGACGGACAUUGGAUUGAAAGGUACGCUUCAGAGUCUCAACUUUUUGUCCAUUCCCAAUCUCCUUGAGCUUCACCUUCUUAACAACUCAUUAUAUGGAACCAUUCCUUCACAUAUAGCUAAUCUUUCCAAGCUCACUUAUUUUCGAGCGGAUUUCAAUGAUAUAUAUGGAAGUAUACCAGUUGAAAUAUGCUCAUUAACAAGUCUUGGUGCUCUUUCCAUGGCACACAACCAUAUUAAUGGCCCCAUUCCUCAAGAAAUUGGGAUGUUGAGAUCUCUUUAUUAUCUUGAUUUGUCACAUAACAACCUUAGAGGUACUAUUCCAGCGUUAACAGGAAACUUAAGCUAUUUGGUAGAGCUGCACAUAUCUGAGAGUGAACUUUCAGGUUCCAUUCCCAAAGAAAUUGGACUUCUCACCUCUCUCCGUGUACUAGACUUAGAUGUGAAUAAUCUCAGUGGUGCAAUCCCAACUUCUAUAGGAAAUUUGACAAACCUAGCUAAAAUCUUUCUUAAUUACAAUGAACUUUCUGGUACUCUGCCUGUAGAGAUGAAUAAUCUUACGGCAUUAAAAACACUCCAAAUGAGUUAUAAUCGGUUCUCUGGCCAUUUACCCCAAGACAUUUGCCUUGGUGGAUUACUUGAAAAUAUCUCUGUUGUUGCCAAUUAUUUCACGGGUCCUAUCCCACAAAGCUUAAGAAACUGCAGUAGCUUAAAAAGAGUCAGGCUUGACCAAAACCAGCUUACAGGGAAUCUAGCUGAUGAUCUUGGGAUAUACCCAAAGUUGAAAUAUUUAGAUUUGAGUGACAACAAAUUCUAUGGACAACUUCCAUCGAAAUGGGAGGGUUUCCUAGGUUUGUCAACAUUGCGAAUCUCAAGUAAUAAUAUUUCUGGCAAAAUUCCAUCAAACAUGGGAAGUGCAAGUCAGCUGCAAUCACUCGACCUCUCUUCAAAUCAUCACCUUGUUGGAGGAAUUCCCAAAGAAUUAGGGAAGUUAAAGUUGCUCGACCUUGUUCUUAAUGAUAACAAACUUUCAGGUGGUAUUCCACAUGAGAUAUUGGUACAUGACCUUGAAAAGCUCAACUUGGCAUCAAACAAUUUAACCGGAUCGAUUCCUGAACAACUUGGGGAAUGCCUAUCUCUAUUGACCUUGAAUCUUAGCAAUAAUAAUUUUAAAGAUACUAUUCCUGCAAAGAUUGGCAAUUUACAUUUUCUAGUAAACCUUGAUCUCAGCAAUAACUUGUUGAUGGAUAGCAUUCCAUCUCGGCUCGGAGAACUACAAAUGCUUGACACAUUAAACCUCUCCCACAACAAGCUAUCGGGUACCAUCCCAGCCUCUUUCAAUAAUUUGUUGAGCUUGAUAACAGUAAACAUAUCCUACAAUGAGUUGGAAGGUCCGAUUCCUAAUAUCAAAGCCUUUCUGGAUGCUCCCUUUGAUGCACUUAGAAACAACAAGGACUUAUGCGGCAAUGCAACUGGAUUGAAGGCUUGUGUCUCUCUAAAAACCAAUGGAGCUGCUCCGAAAAUGGGCAACCAAAUCCUUAAACUGAUUGUUGUUCCCGUCUUAGGUGGCCUUAUUCUAGUUUUUGUCCUACUUGGAGGUUUUUUCGUUUGUCGCCGUAGAAAUAAAAGCAGAAAAUCCAAGUCAGAGGAUGAACAUCGUAUAGACCUUUUUAAAUCAUGGGGCCAAGAUGGCAGAAUGCUAUAUGAAGACAUUAUUCAGGCUACUGAGGAUUUCAACUCCAAUUAUUGCAUUGGAGAAGGGGGAUAUGGGAUUGUUUAUAAAGUUGUGCUGCCAAAAGGUCAGGUUAUUGCUGUAAAGAAACUCCACCGAUCACAAGAUGGUAUGACACCUGAUUUGAAGGCAUUUAGAAGUGAAAUUUCUGCUCUAUCUAAUGUCAAACAUCGAAAUAUUGUGAAGUUAUAUGGUUUUUGUUCACAUCCAAAGAACUCAUUUCUGGUUUAUGAGUUCGUAGAAAGAGGAAGUUUGAAGAUGAUAUUGAGCAAGGAUGAACCUGCAAUGGAGUUGGAUUGGAAAAAGAGGCUGAAUAUAGUAAAAGGAAUAGCUAAUGCAUUGUGUUAUAUGCAUCAUGAUUGUUGUCCACCGCUCAUUCAUCGUGACAUUUCAAGCAACAAUGUCCUUUUGGAUUUAGCGUAUGAAGCUCAUGUUUCUGAUUUUGGCACUGCUAGGCUCCUGAUGCCCGACUCCUCCAACUGGACGUCAUUGGCAGGCACCUUUGGCUACAUAGCUCCAGAGUUAGCUUAUACAAUGAAAGUGGAUAAAACAUGCGACGUAUAUAGCUUUGGAGUGGUGACACUUGAAAUAAUAAUGGGAGAGCAUCCAAAAAGUAUCAUCUCAUCACUUUAUUCAUCAAUCGAUAGAUCCACCCCAUUGGUUGAUAUAAUAGACCAACGGCUCCUUCCUCCUGUACAUGAAGUUGCUAAAGGAGUGGUCUAUAUUACAAGGCUUGCAUUAGCAUGCCUGAGUGAUGAUCCUCAAACUCGACCGACCAUGCAGCAAAUUUCAAUGAAGUUAAUAGCUAGGUGGCCUCAUUUGACAAAGCCAUUUUCCAUGGUAGAAUUGGGGGAGUUGUUGGGUCAUGAUAGUGUAAAUUAA
Messenger RNA from Manihot esculenta (cassava), 2917 nucleotides. RefSeq names its product MDIS1-interacting receptor like kinase 2. The record is from RefSeq and is a predicted model, not a curated record. Gene Ontology annotation, biological process: protein phosphorylation. The coding region runs from base 35 to 2917 and encodes 960 amino acids. Gene Ontology annotation, molecular function: receptor serine/threonine kinase binding; ATP binding; protein kinase activity. NCBI's taxonomy places the organism in Eukaryota, Viridiplantae, Streptophyta, Magnoliopsida, Malpighiales, Euphorbiaceae. The transcript has 2 exons.